Molecule: messenger RNA, 860 nt
Organism: Cyprinodon tularosa
Lineage: Eukaryota; Metazoa; Chordata; Actinopteri; Cyprinodontiformes; Cyprinodontidae
Product: contactin-2-like
Exons: 4
Coding region: 186-860 (224 amino acids)
Biological process (GO): interleukin-15-mediated signaling pathway; positive regulation of ERK1 and ERK2 cascade; T cell activation
Cellular component (GO): external side of plasma membrane; membrane raft
Molecular function (GO): protein tyrosine kinase binding; MHC class II protein binding
Source: RefSeq, a predicted model, not a curated record
AUAUAAAAUCCAGAUAUAGAUGUGUGUAGAAAGAGCAAAUAAUAAAUGGCUUAUGUGGAACAGAGAGUGAAGUCAUUGUGAAGAAGUAACACCUUCCAACCCACAAACAGCAGCUCCUAUAUUCAUCUGUUACCUCUAUAGACUGACUCAUUUGUGAAAGAAGCUGCAAGAGAAACAGAGGAACCAUGAUCCCUUCUAGAGAGACACAAACAUCUUUAUUGCUGAUUCUGAUGCUUUACUUUACAGCUUCUUCUGAUGCAGAUCUGCGCUUGAUGGUCAGAGUCGGUGAUGAAGUUGCUUUGGCUUGUAGAAGUGAUUUCUAUAUCAGGGGUGGCUGUGAAACCAUAACCUGGUUGUUCACUUCUACGAACCCAACAGUAAAACUGUUUGAAACUGGACAGAUUCACCAAGAAGCAGCAGCUAAAUCAGACAGACUGAGUGUGACAGCAGACUGUUCUCUGGUUAUAAAGAAGGUCUCACUGGAAGAUGUUGGCCUUUACACCUGCAGAAAACAAGGAUCAGACUUUAAUAUCAGUCUGUCUGUUAUUCACAUUCUACAAUAUCUGCAUUUGAAAGCCAGAGUUGGUGAUGAAGUCACUUUGCCUUGUGAAAAUAUUAACCAUGACUGUAAAACCAUCACCUGGUUGUUCACUUCUAAGAGCCAAACAGUAAAACUGUUUGAAACUGGAAAGAUUCACCAAGAUGCAGCAGCUAAAUCAGACAGACUAAGUCUUACAGCAGACUGUUCUCUGGUUAUAAAGAAGGUCUCACUGGAGGAUGCUGGUAUUUAUGCCUGCAGACAGUUUAUAAAUGGACAACCAGGUUCAACAGGAUCUGUAUUUGACAGCCAGAGUUGGUGA